UUGCUUUCAACUUUUUUGACACGGGAAGUUCCAGGGACUGGACAGGCCGGAGGCUGGCAUGGUCAGUGGGGUCCUGUGGCUGAGGCUGAGGGGCUGUGGAGUAUACAAAGGUCGGGGAGUAGACCCUAAGGGCCAAAGACAGCUACUGACACCUGGCUGCACUGAGUGUCUGCGUGAUGAGCUCAGGGUUGGAGGCAGUGAGGACAGGACGCGGCAUUACUGCAGCAGAUUCUGGGCGUGUCAACCGCAAGGUGUUGGGUGAAGACGAGGCCUACCAUACCCAAUUAUAUGGAGGAUGACAUGAGAUCCUGUAUACAAGGCUCUCAUUUCUGGCACCUAGCACAGAGGAAGUGCUGCCUUUUUGUUUAGAGCCGUUUUAGCUGGAAGAUGCUAAUUAUCAAUGAGGAGAAAGUGACACCUGAGGAGUUCAUCUUCCAUCUUGGUCCUGCUCUCUCCUUUGAACUCCCUCUCCGGCCUCUUUCCCACUUCAUCACUCGUCCCCCAGCAUCAUAAAAGCCAGCUCUGCCCAGGCGGGCGCAGAACCUUCUUUCUCACUUGCCAGGGAGCCCUUCUCUCUGCAGCUGCCUCGCAGGCAUGGACAACCUGCGGGAGACCUUCCUGGGCCUGGAGGAUGGCUUGGGCUCCUCCAGCAGCCCCGGUCUGCUGUCCGCCUGGGACUGGAAAAGCAGGGCAGGGUCCUUUGAGCUGAGCCAGGCCUCGCCCACUCAGAGCCUCUCCCCGGCCCCCUCGCUGGAGUCUUACACCUCUUCUCCCUGUCCGGCUGCGGCUGGGCUGCCCUGUGGGCAUGGGGGUGCCAGCAACGAGAGCAGCGAUGGCUGCAGCGGCCGAGACCCUGGUGGCCUGGUAGAGGUGGACUACAACAUGUUAGCUUUCCAGCCUGCCUACCUGCAGGGCGCGGGGGGCCCCAAGGCCCAGAAGGGCACCAAAGUCAGGAUGUCUGUGCAGCGGAGACGGAAGGCCAGCGAGAGGGAGAAGCUCCGAAUGAGGACCUUGGCCGAUGCCCUGCACACCCUCCGGAACUACCUGCCACCCGUCUACAGCCAGAGGGGCCAGCCGCUCACCAAGAUCCAGACGCUGAAGUACACCAUCAAGUACAUCGGGGAGCUCACGGACCUGCUCAACAGCGGGAGGGAGCCUCGGCCCCAGAGCGCCUGAG
Myotis lucifugus (little brown bat) is the source of this 1177-nucleotide messenger RNA. It is a transcript of the gene MSGN1, whose product is annotated as mesogenin 1. Gene Ontology annotation, cellular component: nucleus. Gene Ontology annotation, biological process: mesoderm formation; regulation of transcription by RNA polymerase II. The record is from RefSeq and is a predicted model, not a curated record. The coding region runs from base 595 to 1176 and encodes 193 amino acids. Gene Ontology annotation, molecular function: RNA polymerase II cis-regulatory region sequence-specific DNA binding; DNA-binding transcription factor activity, RNA polymerase II-specific; protein dimerization activity. NCBI's taxonomy places the organism in Eukaryota, Metazoa, Chordata, Mammalia, Chiroptera, Vespertilionidae. The transcript has 4 exons.